Messenger RNA from Choloepus didactylus (southern two-toed sloth), 3138 nucleotides. RefSeq names its product leucine rich repeat containing 1 (gene LRRC1). The transcript is spliced from 14 exons. Gene Ontology annotation, cellular component: postsynaptic membrane; adherens junction; postsynaptic density. The coding region runs from base 248 to 1825 and encodes 525 amino acids. NCBI's taxonomy places the organism in Eukaryota, Metazoa, Chordata, Mammalia, Pilosa, Megalonychidae. Gene Ontology annotation, molecular function: protein binding. The record is from RefSeq and is a predicted model, not a curated record. Gene Ontology annotation, biological process: neurotransmitter receptor transport postsynaptic membrane to endosome; neurotransmitter receptor transport, endosome to postsynaptic membrane.
UAGGAAGCUCCGCGCGGUGGCCGCGGCAGCGACUUGGAGGGUGGGAGGGGACAGACCGACUGGCGGGCGGGGGCGCUGGGACGCGGCUGGGGCUCCCGCCCGAGGUUCCUGGGAGUAUUUCGGCAGCGCAACCCCGCGCCAGGAGCGAGCGAACCCAGGGAGCCAACGAGCGCGGACCGGGCAGCGGCGGAGGGGGUCGGAGUCCGGGUCUCCGCGGCUCGGGACCCCGGCUCCGGCGGGGGCGGCGAUGUUCCACUGCAUCCCCCUGUGGCGGUGCAACCGUCAUGUGGAGACCAUCGACAAGCGCCACUGCUCGCUGGUCUACGUCCCUGAGGAGAUCUACCGCUACGCCCGCAGCCUGGAGGAGCUGCUGCUAGACGCCAACCAGCUCCGCGAGUUGCCCGAGCAAUUUUUCCAGCUAGUCAAAUUACGAAAGCUUGGGCUUAGUGAUAAUGAAAUUCAGCGGCUCCCUCCAGAAAUAGCAAACUUCAUGCAGUUGGUGGAACUUGAUGUGUCUCGAAAUGAUAUUCCAGAAAUUCCAGAAAGCAUCUCAUUCUGUAAAGCACUACAGAUAGCUGACUUCAGCGGAAACCCACUGACUAGGUUGCCAGAAAGCUUUCCUGAAUUACAGAAUUUAACAUGCCUUUCUGUAAAUGACAUCUCUCUUCAGUCCCUGCCUGAAAAUAUUGGCAAUCUUUAUAACCUGGCUUCACUGGAACUGAGAGAGAAUCUUCUUACGUAUCUUCCUGACUCUCUUACACAACUACGGAGACUAGAAGAACUUGACUUAGGAAACAAUGAAAUAUAUAAUUUGCCAGAAUCAAUCGGAGCUCUCUUACACCUCAAGGAUCUCUGGCUGGACGGAAAUCAACUGUCAGAAUUACCUCAGGAAAUAGGAAAUCUGAAGAAUCUGCUAUGCUUGGAUGUCUCUGAAAACAGGUUGGAAAGACUUCCUGAAGAAAUCAAUGGCCUGACUUCAUUAACAGAUUUAGUCAUUUCCCAAAACUUAUUAGAAACAAUUCCAGAUGGCAUUGGAAAACUGAAGAAACUGUCAAUAUUGAAGGUGGAUCAGAAUAGACUCACACAGUUGCCUGAAGCAGUUGGGGAUUGUGAAAGCCUCACUGAAUUAGUUCUUACAGAAAACCGGCUCCUGACCUUGCCUAAGAGCAUCGGAAAACUUAAGAAGUUGAGCAACUUGAAUGCAGACAGAAAUAAAUUAGUGUCUUUACCAAAAGAGAUUGGCGGGUGCAGCAACCUCACUGUGUUCUGUGUGCGUGACAAUAGAUUAACUCGGAUACCUGCAGAAGUGUCACAGGCGACUGAACUUCACGUCUUGGAUGUGGCAGGAAACAGGUUAUUGCAUCUGCCAUUAUCCCUGACUGCCUUGAAGUUGAAGGCUUUAUGGCUGUCUGACAACCAGUCCCAGCCUCUGCUUACAUUCCAAACAGACACAGACCAUGCCACAGGAGAGAAGAUUUUAACCUGUGUCUUACUUCCUCAGCUGCCUUCUGAACCAAGUUGCCAAGCAGAGAAUCUGCCUCGUUGUGGUGCACUAGAGAGCUUGGUAAAUGAUGUCUCCGAUGAAGCCUGGAAUGAGCGUGCAGUACAUAGAGUCAGUGCAAUCCGUUUUUUGGAAGAUGAAAAAGAUGAAGAGGACAAUGAAACGAGAACACUUCUAAGGCGAGCCACUCCACACCCAGGGGAGUUAAAGAACAUGAAAAAGACAGUGGAGAAUUUACGGAAUGAUAUGAAUGCUGCUAAAGGACUGGAUUCAAACAAAAAUGAGGUCAACCAUGCCAUUGACCGAGUGACCACUUCUGUAUAAAUUUCGCCUCCAAGUUUUACCUCCUGUGUCUUCCCCUGCUGUGGAGAUGUUCCUGUCCACUUCUGAGGAGCCUCAUCAGUCCUUUGUUUUAAUCAGAACCUGGCGAUCAUCUCCCCGUGCCGCUGUCUGCAAGGAAGUGCCUUACUCUAGCUCAUCAACCAGUUGUUGCACCAGUGACCUCCUGGGGUGAUUUUUUUUAAAUUGUCAGUUGUUUGUAAUAAGUAGAAUACACCACUGUAAACACCUGACCUUUGUUUUUGUCUUAUGUUGGGAUAGGAAGAGCAGGAAGGGAAGUUUAUACCCUAUUCACUUCCAUAAAGUGCUGGGACGUUUUAGACCCAAGUUCUCUUGGGCCUACUGAUGAGAGAGAGUUUUAUGUUUGGGGAAAGAAAAAACUGAUACUUUUUAAAACCUUUUCUGGCAGCUCAGAUGGUGUAAAUUUUAAAAUUUUGUAUAGAUGUCUCAUAACAAAAAAAAAUGUAUUUCUUUUUUGUUAUUUUAUCUGGAAAACGGUACAUAUUUUAGUAUUUGUGCAGGAAAAAAAACAGUCCUAAAGUAUUUGCUUUUAUUUGUACCAUCCAUUUGUGCCUUACUGUAUCCUGUUUCAUGUCAAGCCAAUUAUAAACAGUGGCAUCCUUGAGCAGUGAGAUGAGAAUAGGAAUGUGGUACUUUUAAAGCAGUGUUGGAUUUUAAUUAAUAAUCUACCUGUUUUGAACCAAAAGGAAGAAUUACUACCAACUUGUAAAUUAUGUUGGUUGAUUUUUUUUAAAUGAACCAAAGGGUUAAACAUUAAUAUUUCAUUCCUUACACUUUAAUUUUUCAUGUGUAAGUCUCUUACAAUGAGUGCGAUGUGAGACUGCACCCAUUCCAAAGGUAUGUGCCAUUUGUAAAACAAAAUAGAGCAGAAAAGCACAAAAAGUGAAAACUGGUUUAAAGGUUCAAUGGGUAAAUAAAUUAUGUACUGCAGAAGAAAGUAUGAUUUUUAUUGAAGAAAGCUUUAGAAGUUUUAUAUCCAGAUAUAAGACCAUAAUAAAGCAAAGUAACCUACAACCAUAAUAGAAAUGUUGGUGUUUUUAUAAGUGCAAUUUAAUUUGUAAAUAGAGUUUGAAUUGAAAUGUAACAAAAUAUUGUUUCAAGAUUUAAUUUUAAGACUGCUAAUUUAAGGGGGUCUGGGAGUAUGUUUUGGUGUACACGUUGAUUUCUUUUUUUGUAUGAUGUGAUAAAAGAGAAAUGAAAAGGACCAGUCACUACAUGGUGUUUAGGAAAAUCACAUUGCAUUUUUUCUCCAUGAAAUAAACUCAUCCUGGACAUUG